Molecule: messenger RNA, 5362 nt
Organism: Penaeus chinensis
Lineage: Eukaryota; Metazoa; Arthropoda; Malacostraca; Decapoda; Penaeidae
Exons: 2
Coding region: 1989-4742 (917 amino acids)
Source: RefSeq, a predicted model, not a curated record
UUUCUGUUGCGUCUGAGUGAGAAUUUUUUUUCCUGAAUUUACGCACUCCCACAUAUACUGUUGGUUUGACAGCUUACUGCAUAUGGAUAAUGAGCAUAUAUAAUCGAUUCUGUGCUAGGUAUCAACAUUAAAAGUGCCGUAGCUAAUGAAUUUCGGAGAACUAUAACUAAGUAAAAUGUGCAUGUAGUAAAGAGCAUUUCACUUCUGAAUAAUUUCUAAAAGUCACAAAUAAGACAAAGUAUCUUUAUCAACGUAAUCCCUACUGUAUCAUGCUCAUCUGUAAGUGGGAACAUUCCAGUACUGUUGUAUGUAAUACUGCCCCUACUUUCAUUAUGAUGUAUAUUUGUUGCAGGUCUCAACUAAAUGUUGUAUGAAUAGCGGUAGAGUUUCAGUGGAGAACCAUCAAGUUUUUACAGUAAUAAGUGUAUGGAAUGGUUAUUUCAUGAAAUCUGAGAUAUUUUUCUUAUGAGGCAUUUUCUGUGUCAAUCAAAAGUAAAGAAGAUACAGAACAGAACAGUGAAACCAGAGAUUUUUUGAAGUUGCACAUCAUGAGUCCCGUAAGGGUUCGAGGAGUAUAUUGACCACAUAACUCACUAUUGCAAUGUGCAAACCAGUUCAUGUGUUACUACACUGUUGUGAAAAUGAUCAUAUUAUAAUUAUCAGUUCCUGCUUUCCCAUGGUUAUUCAGUUAACAUAUUCUUUUAUUGCUUUAAUACUGUAUUGUUUUUAACAGUUGUUAAUAAAAUUCUCUGUAAUAAUCUUCUUUCCAUGCAUGUUUUCAUGACAGGGUAUUUGACAACUCUGGGAGCCUUCAUUACUAAACAAAUACCAAUGAGAAAUAUUUUGUUUACAGUGUUGCAUUAAUUAUCGGUCAAAUGAUUUAAAGAUGGGCCUUCAUUUAAUUGAUACAAUUCCAAUGUUUUCUAAAAAAAAUUCUCACACCUCUAAUUUUCAGUAUAUAAGCCAAAAUUUUGCAUAAAUGACUAAUUAGAGGUCCACUCAAUUUACUGACUGUGAUAUCUAAUGCUACAUUUUGAUGUAGAAGAGCAAUUUCCAUUACAAUCUAGGGCUUGAAGUCCACUCAAAAUUAAUUCUGUAUUUUUCGAAGAUAAUAAUCUUAGUAUAUAUAUAAUUAAUGUAUAUUGUCUUAGAAGCGAUUUCUGCCAUGAUUGUGUUUAAUCCUUAGAGAAUGGGUUAUUCAAAGCUUCAUGUGCACACAAAAUUGAAAGAACACAAUUUCUUUGUCUAUUUUAGUGGAAAUGUGUUUAACGCAAGUCAUUGUAUUUUGGGUAUUUUGAGAUAGAUAAUUUGGCCUUUUUCUCUUUUUUCUUUUUGGAUUACUUUUGGUAUGUUUUGUUAAGUUUUUUUCACAGACCUGAGAAUGACAAUUGUUUUUUUUUAUUAUAUGAUUAAUUUUUUUUUAUUAUAUAUCUUGAUUACUUGUGAUAAUCAUUAGCCUGAUUAGGCUCUAGUUAUAUUAUAGCUCUAGUUAUAUUAUCAGCUACUUUUUGAAAUUUUAUAAAUCAUGUCUAAUAUUUAUAAUACGGGCAUGAAAGAUUAUUUAUUUCUCAGAACAGGAUGUAUCCUCACUAACAGUUAUGUCAUCCAUUCGUCCAUUUUCAUUUUCAUUGGCUUCCAUUAAGAACCAUUUCUGAUGGCCAGUAUUGUUAUAUAAUAAGCUUAAUGUUUGGCAGGUUUGGUCACUGGAUCCUAGAAACAACAAACAAGUGACUGUGUUCCUGUCCUUGAAUUUCCUCCAUGGUAUCUCUGGGAGCAUGUAUACAUCUGGAAACAUAGGUUUUGAUAUACUGGUUGCAUGGAGCUCAAGAGUAAGGAUUAAGCAGAGUUUACAUCAGGUUUUCAAUGGACAUAUUUUUGCAUCAAGAUUUACACCACAUGAAAUAGUCAUAAAUGGAGUAAAUGUAAUGACUGUUUAUGCUGUUCAAUAUGAUCUGUGACCCCUUUUAGCCUCCCAUCAUUUAGCUGCCAUGGCUCUUGAGUGCUCAGAGUGUGGUAAACAGUUUACAAAUAAAGAGGCUCUCAAUAAACACAUGUUAAUGCAUACAUGGGAAACACUUUAUAGUUGUGAACAGUGUGGGGAGAACUUUUCACAAAAGGUUUCUCUUAAGAAACACAUGAUCUGUCAUGGUGAUAAAAAAACCUUUAAGUGUGAAAUAUGUGGGAGUGUUUAUAGUGCAAACAAGAAUUUGAAGAGACAUCUGAAAACAUGUGGCAGUACAGGAAGCCUUAGUAAAACAAAAUGCCUCCACCCAUCCUGUGAGAAGAGGUUUUUCCAUGUAACCAAGAUGAUACAUCACUUGGAGAGCCACCACUCAGGAAUGAAGGUGGAAGUCAGUGAGUUUCAUUUCCAGUCACUCUCGGAUUUCACAGAAUGGAAGGAAGAGGAAGAACACCGGACCCACACGUUUUUCAGCAGGGCCAGUGGGAAGACAUACCUGAAGGGAGCAGUGUACUGGUACUUCACCUGCCAACAUGAUGGAUCAGCCAGGUUCCAUUGUAAGAAGGGUGAGGCAGGGAGACUUACUAACAGGAAGUGGAUGAAGGGGAGAGUAAAGACUGGCCUCACUUGUCCCUCCCGCAUCAUGGCCAGACAGUUCAAUGACGGCAGAGUCUCAGUUAAAUACAUAUCCACCCACAGUCAUGAUGUCAUCUUUGAAAACAGGAAGUUCCAGCCUUUGUCAGGAAGAUUGCUGAGUAUGGUGAAGCAGCAGUUAGCAAAUGGAAUCGCCCCCAAAGAAAUUCAGAAGAACCUGCAAAAGGGAUUUGCUCUCAAUAAUGAUGGAGUGCCAAAGAAAGAUCACCUGGUGACGCUGAAGCAGCUCAAUCAGCUUAAGAGGAAACUCUGGCAGAAAUCUCAGCCAAGACUUAGUGACUUGUGUUCACUUGUGUCCUUAGUUAGUAAGCUCAAAGAAAGUCCAUUGGAUCCAGUCAUUGUGUACAAGCCUGAUGGACAAAACAUUGUCUGUGGGAACUCCAAUCUUGCUGACUUGCCGCACUCACUAGAACUUGUCACAAUAGGCCUUCAGACAGAAGAACAACUGAGAGUCAUAAAAGACAAUGUUUUGAGGAUUGUGAGUAUUGUGCCAAUUAAUUGGUUCAGUGAAAUGGACAUUUGCAUGCUUAGUUUGGUAGUGCCAGAUGACUGUGGGUCUGGUCAUCCCAUUGCACAUUUCAUCACAAACUAUGUGGAUGAAGCAACUUUGAGGUGUUUAUUUUUGAGCCUUUUGGAGAGAUGUCCUCUUUUGAAGAUCAAUGCUAUUAUGACAGAUGAAAAUAACUUUGGUUUAAAUGCUCUUAGGUCAGUGUUUGGGGAUUCAAGACAUCUUCUUUGCCAGGGCCACACUAGAAGAAAUUGGCAGGAGAAAUUACAAAAACUGAUAAACUGUGAUAAAACCAGGUAUGAGGUGUCUGCAAUCUUGGACAUGUUGUUGUAUGAAAGGGAAGAAGAAACAUUUAAACAGAUGUGUUAUACUUUCAUUGAGAGUUAUGGUAAAACAUGCUCAGCAUUUAUAGAGUUCUUUUGUGAGCAUUAUUUGGACAGACAGCUGAAGUGGGCCAGUUGCUUCAGAAAACUUCCUGAAGGUGGAUUUGAUUCUAUGGAAUAUGGUGAGGCCUUCAAAAGUAGACUUAAAAGUUGUCAAAGAGAGAGGAAUUGUGCAAAUGCAAUGUGUAAUUUUGUGCUAACACUCCUGGCUUUGGAACAGGGAGACUCUGUAAACACUAUAGACUGCAGAAGACAGCAAAUUGAUAAAACUAACAGACACACCAAGGGAAUGCAAAUUCCAGACAGCAUUGUGUCGCAGGAGAGUGGAGUUUGGAAAAUUACUGAUAGAAAUCACUGUCAAGGUUUUUACUAUGUUACGAAAAUUGCAGAUGUUUGUCGUGAAGAUCUUUGCUUUCAGAAGUGCUUAGACUUAUCAUGUGCAGGUUUGUGUUCUCAUCUUUAUGUGUGUGAUUGUGAAGACAUGGCUGGGCUGUGUAGUCAUGUUCACAAAAUACACUCUAUGGAAUUUAGGAAGCAGAGUGCACUGAAGAGUGAACAAGAUAUUUAUUAUGAGCAUGAACAAGAGGUGUAUUGUAGGCAAGAAGAGGUUGUUUAUGGAGAACAAGAACAAAAAAAUUAUAGUAAAGAACCAGAACAUAGCAUAUACAUUGCACAGGAAAUGUCACUCAAACAGGAACCUGAGUUGUAUUAUGAACAAGAAAUAUUUAUUGAACAGGAACAAGAAAUUUGUAGUCACCAGAAACAGAACUUGUGUGAACAAGUUCUUGUUUAUGAAGAGAAUUUUGUUGAAGAAAAUGUGAAUCAUCAUUACUCAGAGGUUGAAACUAUGAGUUCCAUAGCAGAUGAUGAUAAAAUAAGCAGGCAGGAAAUUAAUUAUAAGAUUGAAAAAUGUGAAACUCCCUCUUCAGAGCAUGAACAUUCAUUGGCAAAGGAAGGUAGCACCUCAGAUGCCAUUUUUACAAACAUCAACAGACUCAAAUGCUACAUGAAAGAUCCUAAGGUAAAGAAAAUACUCUUGUCAAACAUCUCAGGCACUAUGAACAAGCUUGUUAUGCAUUGUGAAGCUGUGUCUCCUGAAUCCAAAAAGUUGAGCCCUUCCAGUGCUGUAGCAGAGGGGGAAGUGUCCAGUCCUUCUAUCACUCUUGUGGAUUGCCAGUCCUUCACUCCCUCUGUUUCUGUUGUGCAUCCUGGGGACCUAAGUUCUGGCACUGUUUAGUAUUUUCAGCACAAGCGAAUUGAAUUUAGGAUACAUAUUACAGUGUCAUAUAUAUGUGUAUAUAUAUAUAUAUAUAUAUAUAUAUAUAUAUAUAUAUAUAUAUAUAUAUAAUUUUUUUUUUUUUUUUUUUUUUUUUUUUAGCCAACAUUAUAGAAUCAUCCUCUUUCACAAAUGUUUUCAUGUUAUUGACAUAAAUGUUUAUGCCUAGAAUUUCUUAACUCGAGCGAGCUGAGUUUGUGAUGGGGUCUAUUUUUUCACCCAUAUUUGUAGUCUGUACACUCCUUUUGGUAAUAUUUUGUAUAGGCCUAUGUGAGAGAACAAAAGUAUCAUGCAUCAUGACUGAUAUCAAAAGCCUGUAUAGUAAUUUGGACAAAUAAUGAAUAUAUCUUAUGUUUGAGGGCUGCCACAGUGGAGUGGUAACUCUUGCAAUUAGGACUAGGAGGUCUCUAAAUACAUUGGUGUGAGUCAUGGCUGUAGUCCAAGGUUAAGAAUGGCAACCACUUGAGGUCUCCACCUGCCAAGUAAAAUCCCUUCAAACAAAAUAAGGCACCGUCCUAGUGCUAGUUUAUUGAGUAAAUUGUCACACAUCUUUUGCAUGUGAAGUAAAACAUACAAUUAAA